AUGUCUUUGCUGGGACAGCUACCAGCUCCAGUUCAGAAGAGUGGAGAUGACUACGGGACUGCUCUGAAUUUAAAUGUAGGUUCGAGAGUACUUGUCGCCAAGUCAACAAUCCCGCCGUACGGACACAGAAAGAAUUGGGUACCACGCACUCAAGAGGAUUUUCUAGAUGGAGGGGCAUUUCCCGAAAUCCAUGUCCCCCAGUAUCCUCUUGGAAUGGGACAAGAAAAAAAUUUAUCAAACGCCCUGGUUAUGAAAACUGACAAAGAUGGGAAGAUAAGAUACGAUGAACUUGUCCGUCAAGGGCAUAGCAAAGACAGGAUCAUCUAUUCUAAGUUUUCGGACUUACUACCCAAAUCUAUUGAAGACGAUGAUCCUGAGCUGAGUAAACCCAGUCAGGAAGCAAUUGAAGAGACAACAGAAAAAACACGGAGAGCCUUAGAAUCACUAGUAGAAAUGAAAGUGGCUGCCGCUGCACCUGUUCGUCGAGCAGAGAAAACAAAUCCUGCUGAAUACAUUCGUUAUACACCUUCACAACAAGGAGCUGCCUUCAAUAGUGGAGCCAAACAACGUCUUGUCAGAAUGGUGGAAAUGCAGAAAGACCCCAUGGAGCCUCCCAAAUUCAAAAUCAACCAGAAGAUUCCCCGGGGGCCUCCUUCUCCACCACCACCUUUGAUGCACUCCCCGGCAAGAAAAGUCACCGUUAAGGAACAACAAGAUUGGAAGAUUCCUCCGUGCAUUUCUAAUUGGAAAAAUCCAAGGGGAUAUACCAUACCGUUAGACAAACGAGUUGCUGCAGAUGGCCGUGGACUUCAAACAGUUCACAUUAAUGAGAACUUUGCAAAAUUAGCUGAGGCACUUUAUACAGCAGAUAGAAAAGCUCGUGAAGCUGUAGAAAUGAGAGCGCAGAUUGAAAGAAAAGUUGCCCAGAAAGAGAAAGAACGAAAAGAGGAGCAGCUACAAAGAAUUGCUCAGCAAGCUCGUGAAUCUCGAGCUGGUCUCCGUAGACCUGGUGCAGUGGAUGGUGAAGAUGCUGAUCCUGGUUUGAAUGAUCGUGAAGAAUUGAGACGUGAUCGUGCAAGAGAUCGUGCUCGAGAAAGGAAUCUAGCUCGUGCCAACACAGAGACUAAAGCUAAGGUGGAAAAAGACAAAGAUCGGGACAUAAGUGAGCAAAUUGCACUCGGGCUUCCUAAUCCUCGGUUUAAUGCAACGAGUGAAAGUCAGUUUGAUCAGAGGCUUUUCAACCAGUCGAGAGGUUUAGACUCAGGUUUCGCAGGAGGCGAGGAUGACCUUUACAACAUUUACGAUAAACCGUGGAGAGGAGACUCAGAACUUGGAACUCAUAUAUACCGUCCACGUCAAAAGGAUAAUGACGCUUAUGGUACAGAUCUUGAUGCACUAAAGAAAACCAAACGCUUUGUUCCUGACCGUGAGUUUUCAGGAGCUGACCAUUCUCGCCGAUUGGAUGGUCCAGUUCAGUUUGAACGAGAUGAAGAGGAUCCCUUUAAUCUCAGCAAAUUUUUGUCCAAAGUCAAGAAGGCAGAAAAGCGGCCAGGGGAAGGUGCAUCAGGAGCAGAUGUUAGCAAUCGAGAUACUACUCAUCGAAAGAGGGAUCGCAGAGAUUAG
Molecule: messenger RNA, 1623 nt
Organism: Trichobilharzia regenti
Lineage: Eukaryota; Metazoa; Platyhelminthes; Trematoda; Strigeidida; Schistosomatidae
Source: the annotation of a GenBank genome assembly